Molecule: messenger RNA, 759 nt
Organism: Pseudocercospora fijiensis CIRAD86
Lineage: Eukaryota; Fungi; Ascomycota; Dothideomycetes; Mycosphaerellales; Mycosphaerellaceae
Exons: 2
Coding region: 1-759 (252 amino acids)
Source: RefSeq, a predicted model, not a curated record
AUGAGCGGCAAAGGCCGAGUGCCUGUGCCGGAUGCGUGGGAAGAUGACUGGGAGACUCUGGCAGAUAAGCCAGCCGAGCCCGCGAAACCCGAGCCUGCUCCCAAGCUGACCAAGGCCGAGCGACGAGCACAGCAUGUCGAGCAGCAGAAGCAGCUCUGGGACUCAGCAGACAAUCCCGACAGGUUCCACUGGCUCGAAACCCAGGGUGUUGUACCACUCAAGCAGGAAUUCAAGCAGCCCGUCACGCUGCUGGCGCGAAAGCCGCCCACCAUCGCAAAGAAAAAUACUGCCGAGGGAAUCGCAAAGCUCAAUCUGCAAGAUGAAGAAGACAGCGAGGAAGAGCGACGGAAGGUGCGCGAGAGCGACUUUGAAGAGCGCCAGCGUAAGGCAAAGAUAGAGCGCGCCGAGAAGGAGCGUCGAUACGCAGAGGCGAGGGAAAGAAUCAUGGGCUCGAACAGUCAGUCACCAGCGUCCAAUUCCAGAGAAAGCUCGCAAGCUCGAGAUAAUCGACGCGGAAGAGGAGGCAAGACCCCCAGUCGCAGGAGCCAGCCGCAUUCUCCUGCUGAGCAUUCACCCGCUCGACAGCCUGGUGCGGACAACAAGCUCUUCGACCCAGACGACAUGAGCAGGAGAUUGGCGCCCAAGAGGGAGCUGAAUAGCACCGUCAAAGAGGAUCAACCACUUCGACAGCCUCGUGGCCCAGAUCAAAGCGGACGGGGCGGAUUUGGAUUUGGAAAUCGUGGCGGUCUUCCCUCAUGA